Messenger RNA from Rhipicephalus microplus (southern cattle tick), 1200 nucleotides. RefSeq lists its product as uncharacterized. The record is from RefSeq and is a predicted model, not a curated record. Lineage: Eukaryota; Metazoa; Arthropoda; Arachnida; Ixodida; Ixodidae.
GAAUGAAUCGUCACAGAGGCAUAAAAAUCCAGAGCAAUCCGCAGGCGGGCAGUGAUCCUUCAUUCGCUCUCAUCGACGCGCCAGAAUCAUCUGUACCUCGUCUCUACGACACACCCGUUGUUCGAGCCAUGGUCGACGUCAGCGUUGCUUCGCUUCCGUGCUUCAGCUUGGACGAGAAGAUACUGCAAAUUCUCUGGGACGAAGGCGUCCAGAUGGAAGAGCUUCUGGAUUUUUCUUUCGAACGCGUGGGAAAACUGGCAGAUGAAAGAGGCGUCCAGCUGGACGACGCCCACAAAGAGGAACUGUGGCUCUACGUGCAACGCAUGAAGGCAGAGCAGCCCGACUGGGUGUCAUUGUCCCACUAUCAAGACCGCUCUUCGCAGCAGCAGUUCGACUCCUGUCUGGACAAUUUCACCGAGGUUUCACGGUUCCACACGGCGCAGCUUUCGUGGGACCCGUGCCAGUCUUUGGAAGAACCGCGCCAGGCCUCCUUCAGCCGCGACUCGUUGGAGAUCACAGCGUUACCGUGUGAAGAGAAAGGCGACGUGGACGAAAGGGACGUCAAGGCGAAGUCCUCCAAGCGGAUGUGCAAGACGCCCAAGACAUUUAGGCUUUCAAAGUGCGACCUGAGCCCCAUUUCUCCCAAGCCGAGGGCGACGGUUCGUCGAUCGCGCAGCAAGGUGGCCGCCCUCCUCAGACGCUUAGUGCACGAAAGGACCACGAACGAAUCGGUAGAGGAUCGCUUCUUCACGCGAGGCAUUUGGCCCUCGUGGCUCAACUUCAGUGCUACACCAAAGCAAUCUAGUCCUACGCCAGAAAGACGAAGUGGUACAGCGUUCUCCGGACGUCAGAAAACGCCACUUCUCCUGCGUUGGCUCGGACGCAAGCGUUCGCACGGAUACCGGGUGUCGGCUGCGCGCCAGAGACGUUGAGAGUUUCGAUAGUCGACCCUGUGUCCGUACUAUCCAGAGUCUUUAUUCAUGACAAUAUGCAUAUGGUUCAUUUUGGCAGCGCACGAACUGGCUCGCCAUCGCAUCCAUUCCAUGUUUCGUCUUCAUAUACAUGAUUCUCUUUCGCCCCCUUUCGACGUAUUCAUUUUGUUUCACUGCAUGCAUCUCAACUAUUCUCUGCUAUUCACACGAAAGAAAACAUUGUUCUGUUCUUUUCGUUCUCAAUAAACGAUCACUCAUUCGGAUUGAA